CUCUGCAAUUCUUGUGCCUCGAAAUUUCUCCUCCUCUUCAACUCUCAUGUAUAAGAAGAAAUGGGCAAUCACUUCGCCUGUUUCUCCUACAAGGAAGUUAAGAAGGAACAUUUGAAAGGUUACUCCAAUACUAAUCCAUCCGCUGCAGCAGGCUCCAGCAAUAGAUGGAACAAGGUUCGAUCUUCCAGCAAAGAAAAGCGUGAAGAUUCUCUAACUCAAGAACAAGCUCUCGCUGCGGCUCUCCUCUUUCAUCAGCAUCAGCAGAAUGGUACACUUCCAUUCGACCGUUCUGCUUCUCUUAGAUGUCCUGUUCCAGGGUCAAAGAAGCAGUCUUUGCCCAGGAGUACGAGUUCCAGACCUCGUUCGGUUACUGAUCCUCUUAUUCAACCCAAUCAGCUUGUUUACCAGGAUCUGAAGCUUGAUGAUCUGGAGACAAAACAUUUUGUUCUUGUACAUGGAGGUGGAUUUGGUGCUUGGUGUUGGUAUAAAACCAUUGCACUCUUAGAAGAAAGUGGAUUCAAAGUUGAUGCGGUAGAUUUAAGUGGUUCUGGAAUUCAUUCAUCCGAUACAAACAGCAUUACAAGUCUUUCCCAAUAUGUAAAGCCACUUACUAGUUUCCUUGAAAAGCUGGGAAAUGGAGAGAAGGUGAUUUUGGUAGGACAUGAUUUUGGUGGGGCUUGUAUAUCGCAUGCAAUGGAGUUGUUUCCAUUGAAGGUUGCAAAAGCUGUUUUUAUUGCAGCAGCAAUGUUAACUAGUGGACAGAGUGCUCUUGAUAUGGUCUCCCAACAGACAGAUUCAAAGGAUUUGAUGCGAUCUGCCCAAAUAUUUCUGUAUGCAAAUGGGACUGACUGCCCUCCAACUGCUAUUGAUCUUGAAAAAACAUUAUUGAGGGACUUGCUAUUUAAUCAAAGUCCUGCUAAGGAUGUUGCUUUGGCAUCAGUUUCCAUGAGGCCAAUUCCUUUUGCACCUGCUCUGGAGAAGCUCUCCCUUUCUGACAUUAACUAUGGCUCUGUCAGACGGUUCUAUAUAGAGACUCCUGAAGAUAAUGCACUACCACUAUCUCUACAACAGAGCAUGAUAAAUUCAAACCCCCCAGAAAAAGUCUUUCGGCUAAAAGGUUCUGAUCACUCACCUUUCUUUUCAAAGCCUCAAGCCUUACAUAAGUUAUUGGUGGAGAUCUCGAAGAUUCCUUCAACCAAAGUCCCGUAACUCAAGCUGGAAAAUGCAGUUGCGUUACUCUGGAGCUUCACCCCCAUUGCUAAGAUAAUUGGCACUAUGCAUGUAUACUCAAGACAUGAUGGAUAUGUAUAUACAUGCAACACUGUAUAUAGAAUAUUCAUAUGUAAUCACAACGCGAACAUGCUGUUGGUUAUCUACAGCAUUAUUUUCUUAGUGUUGAGCAUGCAGAAGUGGCCAGUCCUUUAUGAGCUAUAUAUGUAUUGUGCCCUUUU
Telopea speciosissima is the source of this 1451-nucleotide messenger RNA. Its product is annotated as putative methylesterase 11, chloroplastic. The transcript is spliced from 5 exons. The coding region runs from base 61 to 1209 and encodes 382 amino acids. Gene Ontology annotation, molecular function: methyl jasmonate esterase activity; methyl indole-3-acetate esterase activity. The record is from RefSeq and is a predicted model, not a curated record. Lineage: Eukaryota; Viridiplantae; Streptophyta; Magnoliopsida; Proteales; Proteaceae.